Messenger RNA from Paramisgurnus dabryanus, 2945 nucleotides. RefSeq names its product lipoprotein lipase (gene lpl2a). NCBI's taxonomy places the organism in Eukaryota, Metazoa, Chordata, Actinopteri, Cypriniformes, Cobitidae. Gene Ontology annotation, biological process: lipid catabolic process; very-low-density lipoprotein particle remodeling. Gene Ontology annotation, molecular function: apolipoprotein binding; lipoprotein lipase activity. The record is from RefSeq and is a predicted model, not a curated record.
CUAAACAGAAGUCUGAAGCUCAGAUUUCAUUAGCCUGGUAACACUUAAGCAACACCACGAGUUUUUCCCUCAGUUUAUUAUUAUUGCAGCCUCGCGCGCGAACGCCCGCCCGCCCGAGGAAUUGGUGAAGAUCACCAAAGUGUCCAAAACUCGCGCAAAAAGACAUGAACGUUUUGUCAAUCCAAUGCGUUUUCUGGCUCGUGUCAAGCUUUACUAUACUUUCUGCUGCUUCACUUGAGGAAGGAACAUCGUCGGAGGCAAUAUUUGAUAAUUUCCUGGAGGAUUUACGAAAUGUCAACAGAGCAAAUGUGAAGUUUUCCCUGAGAAACCCAUCCCAACCAGACGAUGAUGUUUGUUAUAUUGUUCGUGGCAAACCAGAAACUAUCGGUAGCUGCCAAUUUAACAGCACUUCAAAAACCUUUUUGGUCAUUCAUGGGUGGACGGUAAUUGGAUUGUUCGAGAGCUGGGUUGAGAAACUGGUUGGCGCGCUGUACGAGAGGGAGAAAGACUCCAACGUCAUCGUCGUGGACUGGUUGGAUACAGCGCAGGACCAUUAUGUUGUGGCAGCACAAAAUACAAAGAUGGUGGGAAAAGAGAUCGGACUCUUCAUUGACUGGUUAGAGGAGAUGACAAAUAUUUCCUUGAAGAAGUUGCAUCUUAUCGGCUACAGUCUCGGUGCCCACGUCGCAGGUUUUGCUGGAAGUCAAACCACAAACAAAAUUGGAAGAAUCACAGGUUUAGACCCAGCUGGGCCGGACUUUGAAGGGGUUCACGCCCACAGUCGUCUGUCCCCGGAUGAUGCCCAUUUUGUGGACGUCCUCCACACUUUCACCCGUGGUUCCCUGGGACACAGUAUUGGUAUCCAGCAGCCAGUUGGCCACGUGGAUAUUUACCCGAAUGGAGGAAGUUUCCAGCCUGGAUGCAACUUAAGAGGAUCCCUUGAGAAGAUUGCCAGUUUUGGAAUACUCGCCAUAAACGAGGCCAUUAAAUGCGAGCACGAGCGGUCCGUCCACCUGUUUAUCGACUCCUUGCUGAAUGAGGAAGAUCCCAGCAGAGCUUACAGUUGUGGAAGCAAGGAGAUGUUCGACCGGGGCGUGUGCUUGCACUGUCGCAAAAACCGAUGUAGCACGGUGGGCUACGACGUCAGCAAAGCCCGCAAGGCGCGAAGCAUCAAAAUGUUCACCAAGACGCGAGCAUCCAUGCCUUUCAGAGUUUUUCACUAUCAGCUGAAGAUCAACUUUCAUGCAAAGACGAAUCAGUCUGAGAUGGAUCCUGCCCUGGUGGUUUCACUUUAUGGAACCGACGGCGAAGCAGAAGAUGUUCAAUUGAAUGUACAGGAGAAGAUUACCACCAAUAAGACGCAGUCCUUUCUUCUGGUAACCGAGAAGGACAUCGGUGAUCUCCUAAUGCUGAAGUUCAAAUGGGAAGAUAUCAAAAGCCAGUCUUCCUCCUUACUCAAUAAGCUGUCCACAUGGUGGUAUGGAGAUUCGGGAAGUUCAGGAGUACAGGUCCACAAAAUCCGGGUCAGAGCUGGAGAAACACAAAAGAAGAAUGUGUUUUGUUUAAAAGAUGCCCAAAAUGCAAGUGCAGCUCGGGAUGUAAUAUUUGUGAAAUGCAAGGAGGCAUGGCGAUCUUCAUCUAAAAGGCACAAAUUGAAGAACCAGUGAAAUGAAUUACAACAAGUGAUAUAUUGGGAAUCUCAAUUUAUAUAGAAAAGCACUUAAAUAAUAUUUAUACAGCUGUUAUUUAUUAAAAAUGCACUGACUGUAUAUGAAAUGUAUUGGUAUGAAUGUAAUUCAUAAUUCAAGCACUACCAUUGUUGUUGCAAACUGGCAUUGGCUUAAAAGCCUUUAAACAAUGUAUUUUAGUUGCAUUGGGUACAUAGUUGGUGUGGUACUGUUAUAUAAUCUAAUACUGAUGUUUUUGGCUGCAAACUGCUAUAUUUCAAGAUCUCCUUAAACUGUUUAUAAAAACACUUUCUUACAUGAAUAAUCGGUUCUUCCUUUGAUGUGAUUUAAUUUACAGUAGGGUACAGUAUGGUGGGAUAGCUACAAGCCCACAAUCCUGAGGAGUUCAAAUGGCUCCGGCACUUUUAUUGGUUAUUUUAUGAGCCGAAAUGUUAGAGACUGCUUUUAAAUCAAAGUUCGUUGAUUUACUUUUGACCAAAUCCCCUCUGGACAGGAAUUCUUCGCUGGGAGAUUACAGUAAUAAAAUCAUCAAUCAUGUCCAUGUGCAUAUUUUAGCAUGCUGUGCAGCCAGGAAGACCAAGACGGAUGGUUCCUUUCAAAGACUAUUAAAGUCCAAAUACAUUUCUACAUCAAAUACAUCAAUCUAAAGUCAAAAUAUGUACCCUGGCUGUCACUGGGGCACUAUCAUUAGGUACAGAUUUGGUACCAAUAUAAGUACUUAUAUGCAUCUGAGGUACCUAAAGGAACUAAUAUAAACUCUUCAGAUGCAAUGGUGACAGCUGGGUACAUAUUUUGCCAAUUUUUCUGAUAGUGUACUAAUAUAACAAUUCCUGUUAAUACAUUUGUGUUGUCAUCUACAUAUUUGGCCAACGCUUGUAUCCAAAGCGAUUUACAGUGCAUUACAAGUUAUACAUUUUAUCAGUAUGUGAGUUCUCUGGGUUUAACCCCAUGAACUUUUGCGCUGCUUCCAUAGUGUCCUACCAAUGAGCUUUACAGGAACACAGUCUUAUAUAAACAUUUACUGUAUGCUGAAUGUGUUUAAUAUUGGUACUAAAGUCACAAUGUCACUUUAAGUAGAUAUUGUAUCAACAUAUUGUCCUUUAUCCCAUUUAUGGCCUUAUAAGUGUACAUUUGGCUACACCUGUUAAUACUAAAAUAAUAACGUGAUACAACAAUGAAGACUGAAUCUGUGCAUAACUGUAUAUUUGUAAAGAUACAAUAAAAUUUAUCUUUAACUUUGAGCUAAAUGGAUGUCAU